AUGGAGCGGAGCGGCAGCACCGGGAACGGCUCCGGGAACGGCACCGGGAACGGCGCCGGGAGUGGCACCGGGAACGGCACCGGGAGCGGGCGGGCAGCGCCGCCUGGCGGCCACGGCCGAGCAUUGCUGUGGCUGGCGCUGCUGCUGCUGCCCCCGGCCCGGGCACUGCCCACUCCUGUCCGGACACUGCCCACUCCUGCCCGCCGCUGCCACCCCCCCGCCCAGUGCCUCAGGCGCUCCCGGGAGCUGCUGGAGGCCGCCAACGCCUCCCCGCAGCGGCUGAAGGAAUCCAACAGCCUGGGGUUCGAAUGCACCCUCGAGGAGGUGGAUCUGCAGGACAUCACUGAGAACCAGACCAGCACCCUCAGGGCCUGCACAGCUGAGCAUCCCGGGCCCGGAAAUUGCCCAGCCCUGGAAAAAUCAACUUUUGAUGAGGGGAAAUGCCUGCAGGGCAUCUCUGAGGAUGUGAGAGCCUACAGGGCACGGCUGAGGAGCCUGCCCGACCCCCAGCUGCUGGCAGCUCUGGAUGGGAUGAUGGAGGCCCUGGGCAGCAGCGCCGGGCAGGAUCCGGAGGCGCCGCUGGGAUCGGGAUUGGGAUCGGGAUCAUCGGGAUCGGGACCAUCAGGACCAUCGGGAUCAUUGGGAUCGGCGCCGUUCUCGGAGCGGCUGCGGCUCUGCGGGGUCCUGCAGGCUCUGCGCAUCCGCAGCGUCACCAUCUGCAGGAUGCUGAGCUUCCUCAGCUCCCCCUGAACCCCGGGAAUCCCGGAGGAAAACACCCCCCCGGCACCCCACGGGAUCCCCACGGGCUGGUUUCAGGGAGCUGUGCCUUUUAAAGCCUGGUGAAUUCCCGGGGUUUUGGGAUUUAUCUGCAUCUGAGCACCAAAACGUUCCCAACUCUGAUUUAUCCGCGUUUAUUCUGCUGAUUUCUCAGGAACUGAGAGCUGUCUAUGGCAAUUCCUUUUCCUGGGCAUCCCUUCCAACUCAGGAUAUUCUAUUCCAUGGUUUAUUUAUGAUAUUCCACUCUAUUCCCUGAUUUAUGAUGAUAAUCCUUGAUUUAUUUGAGAUUCCAUUCUAUUCCAUGGUUUAUUUAUGAUAUUCCACUCUAUUCCCUGAUUUAUGAUGAUAAUCCUUGAUUUAUUUGAGAUUCCAUUCUAUUCCAUGGUUUAUUUAUGAUAUUCCACUCUAUUCCCUGAUUUAUGAUGAUAAUCCUUGAUUUAUUUGAGAUUCCAUUCUAUUUCAUUAUUUAUUUAAGGAAUUCCAUUCUAUUCCCUGAUUUAUGAUGGUAAUAUUCCUUGAUUUAUUUAUGAUGAUAUUCCUGGAUUUAUUUAUGAUAUUCCAUUCUAGUCCUUGA
Messenger RNA from Vidua chalybeata, 1351 nucleotides. It is a transcript of the gene IL12A, whose product is annotated as interleukin 12A. The transcript is spliced from 8 exons. The coding region runs from base 1 to 750 and encodes 249 amino acids. Gene Ontology annotation, molecular function: interleukin-12 receptor binding; growth factor activity. Gene Ontology annotation, cellular component: extracellular region. Lineage: Eukaryota; Metazoa; Chordata; Aves; Passeriformes; Viduidae. The record is from RefSeq and is a predicted model, not a curated record. Gene Ontology annotation, biological process: immune response.